Gymnodraco acuticeps is the source of this 9897-nucleotide messenger RNA. RefSeq names its product cut-like homeobox 1b (gene cux1b). Gene Ontology annotation, cellular component: Golgi membrane. NCBI's taxonomy places the organism in Eukaryota, Metazoa, Chordata, Actinopteri, Perciformes, Bathydraconidae. Bases 419 to 4564 code for a protein of 1381 amino acids. Gene Ontology annotation, biological process: regulation of DNA-templated transcription; intra-Golgi vesicle-mediated transport. Gene Ontology annotation, molecular function: DNA-binding transcription factor activity, RNA polymerase II-specific; DNA binding. The transcript is spliced from 23 exons. The record is from RefSeq and is a predicted model, not a curated record.
GGCCGCUGUGUUUUGUGUUUUUUCCGCGGUCGCCUCGUAGGUGUUUCGGAAGAGAAUUCAAGACCUCUUCCUCACAUUGAUGAAAGUGGCUCUCUCGCUGAUCAGAAAUUGAUCCUCUUUGUUCAAUUCAACAUCGAUCGGACACUGCAACUGGGCAAGCCGGGGCGACGCCGCGGGGAUGCACCGAGAUGAAAACAAAACGGCAGGGCUUUUACCGGAGAGCUUUCGGUUAGCUAUCUUUAUUGCGUGUUCUUCAACUUUUACCGGAGCGAGUAGCCGUAGUUAGCCCGACGCUUAGCCGCUUUAAGGUUGGAUCAUUUGGGGGAAAAAUAAGUGCGACUCAUUAUACGGUGGCGCUGUGGUGACACCAGCCGUUGAGACGGGCAGACACACAGCACCGCUUCGCUCGUGUGUUUUUAUGCUUUUCACUGACAAAUUGAAAGAACUAGACGCCACCGCCACACAGCUUGCCAACAGACAGGACGAGAGUGAACAGUCCAGGAAGAAACUAAUCGACCUGAGCCGCGAGUUCAAGAAGAACACACCAGAGGAUUUCCGGAAACAGGUUGCCCCUUUGCUCAAAAGCUUCCAAGGAGAGAUCGAUGCCUUGAGUAAAAGAAGUAAAGAAGCAGAGGCCGCCUUCUUGAACGUGUACAAGAAAAUAAUCGAUGUCCCAGACCCUGUACCUGUGCUGGAGCUGGCUCAGCAGCUGCAGCUGAAGCUCCAGAGGAUGCAUGACAUUGAGACAGAGAACACCAAACUUCGAGAGACACUGGAGGACUACAACAAAGAGUUUGCAGAGGUUAAAAACCAAGAGGUGACCAUUAAGGCCUUGAAAGAGAAGAUCCGUGAGUACGAGCAGUCUCUGAAGAAUCAAGCCGAGAACCUGGCCCAAGAGAAGCAGCUCCAGCUACACAACGACUAUGCAGAGAAGGAGAGGAAACUCCAGGAGAGCCAGGACUCCAUGUCCUCACGGUUGGAAGAGUCCGAGCACAAGGCCCAGUCCCUACAGACAGCACUUGAAACAACUCAGGCCGAGCUCUUUGAUUUGAAGACCAAGUAUGACGAGGAAUCCACAGCAAAGGCCGAUGAGAUUGAGAUGGUGAUGACAGACCUGGAAAGAGCCAAUCAGCGAGCAGAGGCAGCUCAGCGCGACAUGGACUCGCUCAGAGAGCAGGUGUCCUUGAGCAGCCAAUCCCAGCUGGGCAGCCCGGCCAAGGCCGACCCCGACACGCAGACGGAGGGGGCAUCCAACUCAAGUCAGGAGGCGGAGCUACGGGCCAAAGAAAGGGAGACAGCCCAGCUGGUGGAGGACGUCCAGAGACUGCAGGCCAGCCUGACCAAACUCCGAGAGACCACCAGCUCUCAGAUCGCACAGCUGGAGGAGCAGCUCAGCAGCAAGACUGCCACUCUCAAGGAAUUGGAGGAGAAAGUGCUUAAGCAAGCUGACUAUGAGGAGGUGAAGAAGGAGCUGAGCAUCCUCAAGUCCAUGGAGUUUGGCACAUCUGACUCUAUGCAGGACUCCUCCAAACCUCUGGAGGUGCUGUUGCUGGAGAGGAACCGCAGUCUUCAAUCUGAGAGCGCCGCUCUGCGCAUCGCCAACACUGAGCUCAGCGGGUCAGCCGGGCGGAAAGGGACAGAAGAGUCCACAACGAAGGAGGAGACCAUGCCCAGCGAUCCCUCUUCCUCGCCCCCUUCUCCCCCUCCCUCUCUUCCUUCCUCCUCCCAGUUCCCCCUGUCUCGCACUAAGACGGACACCCUAAACACUGCCACCAACACCAGCAGCGGCGAAACGCACCCUUUCAGUCCUACGGGCAUUGGACAGGAUUUCUACUCCCCUGUGUUCCCUCUGGUGGGUGGUAAGAUGGCUUUGAACUCCCUGAUCCAGCGGCAGCUGCUUCAGACCUUCUACUCCAAAGCCUUGCAGGAGUCGUCUGGGAUCCCCAGUGGCGCUCUGCUGUUCACGCCCUUCACUCCAACCCUCAGCUCCAUCCCUACCUCCACCCCAGGCUCUGGGUCAGCUGCCAUCCCUCUGGCGGCCAGCAGCCCCCAGCCACCUCCAGCCAGCCCAGACAUGGCUCCUGUGAAUGGGAGCAGCACCGCUGGCAGUGCCCCGUCCCCAUCACCCAGCCACUCUGAGGCCACCACGGGAAGUAUUUUGGACGGGGAGGACAUGGACACGGGUGAGAUUGCCCGACAGGUGAAAGAGCAGCUGAUCAAGCACAACAUUGGCCAGCGAGUGUUUGGCCACUAUGUGCUAGGACUGUCCCAAGGAUCGGUGAGCGAGAUCCUGGCCAGACCGAAGCCGUGGAACAAGCUAACCAUCCGGGGGAAGGAGCCUUUCCACAAGAUGAGGCAGUUCCUCGCCGAUGAGCAAAACAUCCUCGCACUGCGCAGCAUCCAGGGACGGCAGAGAGAGGGCUCAGGCCAGCCCCAGCUUAGCCGAAUGUUUCAGGAUGUUCCGAAGCGGAGAGCCCUCUCCAAUACAGCUUCACACACAGGUAACAUUACCGCCCGGGUCCGCACCCCAGAGGCUGGUUCAGAUGAGGCUAUCAAGUCCAUUCUGGAGCAGGCCAAAAGAGAGCUGCAGGUGCAGAAAGCUGACUUGUCCCAUGCUCAGCCUUCAUAUACAGGACUGAAAGGUGGGGGCGGCAUGGGUGGCCUGGGAGGCAUGGGAGGCAUGGGAGGCCUGGGAGGCCUGGCAGGAGGAGGGGGCCACGGGUCAGAUGAGGUUAUCCGCUCCAUCCUAGAGCAAGCGCGCAGAGAGAUGGAGGCCCAACAAACUGCAAUGGAGCCCCUCCUCAAAGCAUCAUCUUCGUCUUCCUCCUCACUACUAUCACAGAGGGACUUCCUAAACUCCUCGCUGACCGCUCCCCUUCCCCCUUACAACCCCCUGGCACUCUCCCUCAAGAAGCCCAGCAGCUCCUUCUUGUCCUCCCCCUCAUCCCCAUCUCCCAUCCUGGACUUCAGCUCCAGCGUGAAGAGAGAGGGCAGGGGUUCUUCAGGGAUGGACCUGUCUGUUGAGGGAGCUCUCAGGCUGGGUCGGAGCUCUGACGGGUCCGGCCGCUCUGGAAGCUCUGGAGGAGUGGGUUACUGGAGAGAGCAGUGGUGGAGCAACAUGCACACGGACCCCCGCAGGGCCGCAGUCAGCCAGACAGGAGAGGACAACCACAUGCAGGAGGACUCCAAAGAGGGAAUAUUGAGUGACAGUCUGUCUCGACACAAGCCGUGGAACAAGUUGAACCAGAGGAGCAGAGAGCCAUACCUCCGCAUGCAGCCAUGGCUCAACGGAGACCAGGGGCAAAACGCACACAUCCAGCCAGCUCAGCACCAAGCAGAGGGUACUCCCAAGACAUCUGCCAGCUGCAGCCCUGCUCCUGAGUCCCCCCUCAGUUCAGCCGAGGAGUCUGUCAACGGUCUUGGAGGGGAUCCACUCGCUUCACAGUCCUCCAGUCUCAAACCUGCGUCUGAGGAUCCCUCAGGUGGGGAGUCCCAGCCCGGCACCCCACUGCCUGUCCCCGGUCAUUCGGGUCUCAGUAUCCAGGAAAUGGUUGCCAUGUCUGUCGAGCUUGAUACUUAUGCCAUCACCAAAAAGGUUAAGGAGGUGCUGACUGAUAAUAACCUUGGCCAGCGUCUGUUUGGGGAGACUAUCCUGGGUCUGACUCAGGGUUCUGUCUCAGACCUGCUGGCCAGGCCCAAACCCUGGCACAAGCUCAGCCUGAAAGGCCGAGAGCCAUUUGUCCGUAUGCAGCUCUGGAUCCAGGACCCACACAGUGUGGAGAAACUCAUGGACAUGAAGCGCCUGGAGAAGAAAGCUUACAUGAAGAGGCGGCUAAGCUCCCUGAGUGAUAGCCAUCCUGUGGACGUGGGUUUAGUGGGGCAAGAUUACAUGCAGGGCUCCCAGAGCCCGGUUCAUCAGCAUCUGAAGAAAGCCAGGGUGGUGCUGGGCCCCGAGGAGAAGGAGGCCCUAAAAAGGGCCUACCAGCAGAAGCCCUAUCCCUCCCCAAAAACCAUUGAGGAGCUGGCCUCCCAGCUCAACCUGAAGACCAGUACUGUCAUCAACUGGUUCCAUAACUACAGGUCACGCAUCCGGCGAGAGCUCUUCAUAGAGGAGAUCCAGGCCGCUGGAGGGUUAGCAGGGCAUGGCAGUGAGGGGGGCUCCCCGUCCCUCCGAGGGUCCAAAUCAGGAGAGGGGGACAGCUGUGAUGGGACAGAAUCUGAAGGCACAGUGGAGACACGCCAGGGACUGGGUAUGGGCCUGGAGGAUCACAGAGGAGCAUGCAAAGACGACAUGGAGGUGGAGUCUGAGGCAGGGGGAUCUAAUAACUCCCCUGACCAGCUAGACUGCACCGGACCAGGCUCCAGCUGUGGUCUGGGGCUCUUCAGCCUCACAGAGGCAUCCUCCAGUGGCUCUGCCUCUAGUACUAACAUCCCAGCCUCUGGCCCUGCCAGAAACCCCAGGGACAACAAUCUGCGCAAGAAGAAAGCUGCCAAUCUCAAUAACAUCAUCCACAGGCUGGAGAAGGCUGCUAGCAAAGAGGAUCCCUCAGAGUGGGAGUUCUAGCUACUCCUGAGCAUCCUGCACCCCUCUUGUCUCAUAACCUCACGACCUCUAACCUUGGACCCCUCCUGCUCUGUUCCAGUUGGAGAGUGGACAAAGCCAAAGUCAAGCUCAGCAGCCAUUUUUAUUACAGAAAAGCUUUCCGAAAAGAGGAAAGAAACAAAGAGCGGUUGGCAAAACCCUUAAAAAGAAGAUUUACUGAAUACCUAGAAGAACAAAAUAAGAGGACCUAUGCGUCUCUCCGUUUUUUUUUAAACUGAGUUUUGUUUUUGUACUGAGAAAAGCACUUAGCCGUCCUGCUGGCCUCCGGCCCUGCUGUACCUUCCCCUAUCACCAGCCACUGGUGCACCAGACUGGUUCCUCCUGAGCGUGGGUCUGACCCACAGCUGAGGAUGAAACCUGGACUCAGAAACACAGGCAAGGCCUGACACAGCAGCUGUCUCAGUGAUAGACACUGUUAGAUGAUAGAUAGAGACAGGAACUCUCUUACAAGAACUCUCACUUUCUUAAAGGAGAUUUUUUCCGCUCUUCUUCUCACCUCCCAAGUGUCCACAAACCUCCCCUCACUCAGUGAGACGCCUCAUUUUUCACACUGUAGAGUGACUGUUACAAACCCUUUGCCUUUUUCACUCACUGCGUGUGUGUGUGUGUGCGUUUUUGUAUGUUAGGGGUUGCGUCAGUGUGCACCUGUUUGUUUGUUUGUGUGUGUAAACACACCCAAAAAUGGUGUGUGUGUGUUCUCUUCUCAAUGGCAGCAUGUUUUCUUUUUCAUCUCACUCCUACACUCUUAAGAGGGUAGUGGAAGGCCUGCCGGCUGAGCUGCCAUGGUUACUGAUGUAAGAGAGAUGAACUUUGACCUGUUGUGUCCCAUAUCCUAUCCUGCUGACAGCCAUGUGAUGGCCAGAAGGAUCUCUAAUUCCUCACAAACACACGCACUCAUCUGAAGAGGAAGGAUGGAAAGAACCCUCUUUUGCCUCCUUAAACCCGUCUUUAAAGGAUGAUCUCUUUUUUUUGAUAUUGCAAUUUGGUUGCCAAUAAGAGAUUGCACAGUCUAUCGACUCUAAAGAGUACAAAAUAGGGAAUUUUAGGAAACAUUUUAAUUAGUACAAAAUAAGAACAGAAAAUAAGAGAAUAACAAGUUACUGUCUUAAAAAAAAAAAAAAAAAACCUGAUUAGAAUGGAAUAAUGUUGCGUUUUUAAAAUACGAUACAAUAAAUUCACGUAGUACUGUAGCUUUCUGACACAUUGAUACUUCACGUGUCUCUUGUUGUUUGAGGUCGUGCACGUCACAGCUUUUGCCCAGCACUGGACCUGCUGGGUGUGUGUGUGUGUCUGCACCACCAACACAUUUUCUCUGUUCACAAACACAUCUUUUUAUAGGCCAAAUCAGGAAGAGUGUGUGUGUGUGUGUGUAUGUGUGUGUGUGUGUCUGUGUGAGCGUGUGUCUGUGUGCAUUUGUAUUUGCUUGCAUGUAAGUCAGGGUCGAGGUCAAUUCACUCAGAAGUAAAAAAUUAAGAAGAAGUUUAUCAAUAAUGACAUUUUUGACUGAAAUAAUGGGUUUUAUGUAGAAUACUUGAUUAAUCUGUACUUUCUGGUGUCUGCCGUCAAAGUGAAUUCACCCCCACCCUGGUGUGAGUAGUUUCCACUCUCCUCCAGUCUAUCCUGUAUCCAGGGAUGUUUUGCAUUGAAUUCUACUGUAUACACUACAAAUUAUAAGGCAUAUCACCUCCUCCCUGUCCCACACAAGCCCUCAGUGCCUGUCAGCCUACUGCCUCCCCUUGUGUGUGUGUGUGUGUGUGUGUGUGUGUGUGUGUGCGCGCGUGUGUAUGCGUGGGUGCAUGUACACACAUGCCUGUCAAUACAUGCGUGUGCACAAAUGUGUGCGAUUGAGGAGUGUUCAGUGUUUCCAAUGAGUGGGGUCAUAUUUCUUAUCUACUUGCACACACUACUAGUGCACAACUGACACCCUUCUUUAAGCUGUUUGAUGCGUUACCAUUACAUUAAUCUUCUCACAAAGUAGUGUAAUACUAUGAUUUACUGUAGCUUGGUUUUAUUGCUAUUUUGCAUUUAUAGUUUGGUUUUUAUUCUGCUUAUUUAUAGGUGCUGUAUUUUUUUCAUUUAAUGUCUUAUCAUUUGAGUUGUCUAUUUUUUAAGGGAUUAUACUGUUCCUGAGGGCAAGUAACAUUUUUAUUAGAAGUAUAGACUGCCGGCAGUAUUGGUUAAUAUUUACAAAGAUGUACUAGUUCUCGUUUGUUUGUAUGUUCAUGAAUCCUAAAGUUUAGUGUCAUUUCAAUAGCUUUGGAAAAAAUGUGUUUGCUACAGUCCAUGCUCCCGUAAGCAUUAAGCUUUUACCACAACAGUUAUGCUCUUACAUUGCUAGCUAGAGAAUCAAAGGACAUAUCAAGAUCGGUGAAUAUAUGAUAGCAUAUCUCUUUUCCUGUUUUCUAUCCUUCUACAAUGUUCAUUUUUGUUCGGCUGUUUCUUGGGCAAGCCCGGCACCAACGUCCGGCAGGGCAUGCCGCUUUCUUUAGAUAGAGGUCGCCCACUCUGUAAUCACGUUACCAUAAUUAUGCAGGUCCCAUUGUUUAGACUUUGUCAAGUAGGUCAAGUGAAAGUACCUAAACUUGAAAACAGAAGUAACUUGAAAGAGGUCAUAUCUGCCAAAUUGAGAUUAGAGAAGUAUACCAGCUAGCAGGGGUGCUACGUCAGAUUGAACAGAUAGCCAGCCUAUGAUUAUGCAGAAUAUAUAUUGCAGUCUGUAACAAAGCACUUAUUAGGAUCUUUCUGAAGACUUACUUGGGACAGGGUCUGUAAACACUACGACAGAGUACGAGCCCGGGAUCCUGGGAAAAUGUUUGCCUUUUUCAAAAAGUGGUUGUGAACCAAGCACAGACUCUUCUCCGCAUCCGAACACUAAAAUUAAAACAUAAGAUUGCUGUAUCCAUGUUUUCUAAAUGAUAAGCUGUAGUCUAUUACAGCAGCCCCUAUUUCAAACUCCCGAUAACUGCGUGACAGAAAGGGCCUUUGUCCUGUACAGUUGUAGAUAUUAUGAGUAAACUCCUGUUAUGGUUUCUAUCCAAAAUGUCCUCAGUCCAUCCUUAAGCGUCCCCUUUCCCUAAAUGUACACCCAGAUGUAUUGGCAGCCUAUCAAAAGACACUGAUAACCUCAUUGCACUCUAUUAGGAUGCAUUAGGUAAAAUUGGAUUUUCCAGUGUAUCUAAUAAUUGUAAAUUCCGCAAACAUUGGCGCUUCCUGUGGACGACUGAUGUGAAACAUCUGUCUUCUGCAGAAUACUGAAGGCUUCUUGCCUUCUGUUGGACUGCUCGGAUUGGACAACCACAGUAUGUUUAAUUGUGAUGAAUAGCUACUGUAAAGUUUAUAAGCACUUAACUCAUUUGCCAUUUUAUAGCCAGAUCCAUCAACUCACCCAAUCCAUGUGAGAUCAUCAGAUUUGUGCCUUUAACUGCCAAGCAGGGCACCAAACUAGUGAUGUCAUUAGACGUAGAUGAUUUCACCUGAUUUGUUCAUAAUAUAUCCCACAUCUUGACCCAAAUUAAUUUCCCAUGUACUUCAUAAAUAUUGGUACUUUUGAAGUUGACUUGUCUCAGCUCUCUGGAGAGGGUUGUAUAUAAUUCCUGGAGUGUAGUGAAAGAGUAAAAGGAGAACAGCGAGCUUGUGUAUUCUUAUGACCGACUUGCAGACAUGUUUCCGUCCGGGUCUUAUUUCAGACAGUUGUUUUCCCACAAUGCAUUUCUUACGUUGUACAUAACCUGAUCUAGCAGCGAAAGGCCAGAGCAUUGAAUGAAGGAGGAAGCAUGCAGAAAACAGCAUACACUGUAAUAACACUGAAUUUAUUCAUAGGGCAUUUUGUAUUUUUCUGUUUGUGUCAGGUUUGCUGUGACAUUAAUAGUGGCACUACAGGUAUUGAUUAUGACGUGUGCCAAUUCAAAUGGUUAUUUGGAAAAGAGACGUGUAAAUACAGUCGAUCAAGUAGCUAUUGAUUCACUUUUGUCACAGUAUGCUUUUGUUUGAAGGCAGGAGGAGAGAAGGGACGAUUCAGGACUUUUCCAUGAUCCACAGAUAUUUUUCUACAAAUUUAAAUCAGAUGAUUCUAUACACUGUUGAAUAACAUUGUAAAGGUGUAACAGAUGCUGUAUGUCAUAUCAUGUUUUCUGAAGUCGUAAAGCUUUACUGUAUGAUCUGUUGAAGUAGUGGUUAUUCAUUUUGACAUAUUAGUUGUAAUGGAAGCCCAAACAGCAGCACUGGUCACCAUAUUCAGGAAAAAAAAAGAAAGAAAGAAAAACCUCAGAUGUUUUUUGUAAUACUUUUAGAAUAUAUCUUAUGAAGUGGGUUUUGUAAGGAAACACUUUCGGAAUCAGUGGUGCUGUAUGCAUAGCACACUCAGUAAUACAUACACACAUAAUACAGCACAAUACACUCAUCCUUUAACCCCCCCCCCCCCCCCCCCCCCCACUUUACGUACGUGCUUUUUUAUGUUAUUUUUCGCUCACCUCUCACAUUGGCUAAUUUUUAAGUCUUAAACCAUUUCCUCUUAUCUCAUCAGUUAUUUCAUGCUCACCUGUACAGUUGUUAUCACCCAGAGACCGACUCCGGAGUGCUAAACAUUUCAGCGACUGCUUGCAAGACUUAAAAGAGGAAGCAUAAAGCCAAAUAGUGAAGUUAGUUAUCCACCACUGUUGAAAGGUUGCUGACAGUUUUCUGAAUGUUGCUACCUUGUGUCGUGGCUUCAGUUCACCCAUAGCUAAACCACAGUGUAGUCUGACAACCAAACGACCUGGGGAGAUCUUCUGCCCCCUCCUUUUGGAAAGCUUUAAGAUGCUUGUUGAGGCUUUAGCAAUUCAGAGUGUUUUUAGAUGAUUUUUCCAACCUUUGUCAUCAACAAUGUGGAAGUAAUAAUUCUCAUAACUUCUCCCACUGCUUAUUUUGUGAGUGUGUGUGUGUGUGCGCGUACAUGUGUGUUGUAGUACAAAAGGCUGCAUGACUGUAAAGGGAUGGUUAAGAUGUUCUUUGAAAGAUGUUUCCCUAGCACCUCUGUCACUCCUGAGAUGCUUUUUUCUCCUUGUUGGGGUCUCCUUCCCUUUUGUUUUUCCUCAUGUAUCAUUGUUUCUUUAUCUUUCUAUUUACUAAACGUAUCAUGUUGUUUGUUCUCAGCACUGUAAAACAGUCCCUUCUACAACAUUGAAAAGCAAUAUCACUGUAUGAAACGUUCACAAUGUAUUUGUUAUGAUUGACAUUUGAUUCAUCAUCAUCAUUAUUAUUCACAUGCACCCUAGGUGUGAUAAUUGAAGUAAAUCUCUUUUAUACAAAUACUAAAA